Nerophis ophidion (straightnose pipefish) is the source of this 2193-nucleotide messenger RNA. RefSeq names its product arginine and glutamate-rich protein 1-B-like. The record is from RefSeq and is a predicted model, not a curated record. The transcript is spliced from 9 exons. Lineage: Eukaryota; Metazoa; Chordata; Actinopteri; Syngnathiformes; Syngnathidae. The coding region runs from base 293 to 946 and encodes 217 amino acids.
CUUCGGCGGGAGUAGACUGCAUCAGGAACCGAAGGUUGGCGCUCGGUCUUCUUUGGUUAAAUGUGUACCAAGACAGUGCGGCUAUGGACCCGUGUGGUCUGGCUGGAGAAAAACAUGGAGCAAGAAAUUGUCAUCCCCAACUGCUGGAUAAAGGGCUGCAAUGUGCUCUGGCCCAAUAUGGCGAACGCCACCAAGGCCCUCAACGAUAUGAGGGAGCCUACAAUAACAUGGAGGAAAUUUCCUCUCGUCAAAGUUAAAAUCAGCUCGACAAACAGGGAAGAGUGUGAGCAAUAUGACAUCACAACAACAGCAGAGCUCUCUGAAUUUGAGGAUGGGCCUGAGGAAAAGAGGAAGUCGAAAAAGAAGACACCCAGAUUUUAUCACAAGUGCCUCGCUACCACUGGAACCAGUGUUUGACACCAGCUCCUACAGAAGGGGGUCCUCUUCCAGGCGCAGGUCGAAGUCAAGGUCCUUGUCAAUGUCUCCAUCAAUGUCCACAUCCAGGUCCUUGUCAAUUUCCACGUCAAAGUCCAGAUCCAGAUCCGGUUCGAAGGACCGAUCGAGGAGCAAGCACAAGAGGGCAAGAUCAACAUCCAGAGAUAAAUCGAGGAACAAGCACCAGUACACCACAUCAACCAAAGAUGAUGAUCCAAAAUUCCCUAUGGAAGAAGGAAAGUUCCAGAAGCGUGUCUUCUUUCUCCUGAUGGACAUGCGAGCAACAAUAUCGGACCUUGGGAAAAAGUAUGAACCAGUCGACUCCCAGUUCCAUGUUGAAAUGAUCAACAGGAGGAAGGGACUCGCACAGCUGGAACAAAAGCUUGCAGAUGGUGACGACCGGAAACUACUGACGUCUCGUUUGCGCAAGAUUGGGGUCUCCAGCCUGGAGGACAAUGUAAAGAAUGUGAUGAAAAGGUGCUAUUCAACAAACCAACCAGUCAGCCACUGAGAAGGACAUCACUAAAUUUAUGGGGAACUUCUUGCGAUCUGCUCCUGACAGAAAUGGCAGUGGAGGGAGGAAGAAGGGUCAGACUGCAAUAGAACUGGCAUCUGAUUCCGAGGCAGAAUAAGAAUUAUGAUUUAAUCAGUCCUGCAUGAUGAAGCGCUGAAGGAAGGAAAGAAGACCGAAAACCAGUGGCCAGCCAACAAUCCAUCACUUUUCUACCAAUUUUGGCUGUAUUUUAUAAAAUUGUGUCUUGUGCCAUGCAUACCUGUUUUUGGUGGGUUUAUGUAAUAAUUGAAAGGUCAGAAUAGGGUUAAAAUCAUGACGUCAAUUUGAUGUCAAACUUUUGGCGUCAAUUUGAUGUAAAACCUUUGACGUCAAUUUGAUUUGCAAAAUCGACUCAUUUUUGACGUCUUUUUGACGUCAAUAUUUGAUGUCAAAUUGAUGUCAAUUCAACGUCAAUUGCCCACUGGGCUGGGGAUAGGUUGAUUGGCAACACUAAAUUGGCCCUAGUGUGUGAAUGUUGUCUGUCUAUCUGUGUUGGCCCUGCGAUGAGGUGGCAACUUGUCCAGGAUGUACACCGCCUUCCACCCGAUUUUAGCUGAGAUAGGCACCAGCGCCCCCCGUGACCCCAAAGGCAAUAAGCGGUAGAAAAUGGAUGGAUGGAUGGAUUGCAGUUAAAUAAAAAUAUGGCUCCCAUGAACCCUUAAUGUGUUGUUGUGACAGUAAAGUAUUAGUUUUUGGUUAAUAUCAGGGCUAAUUCAGUAUUUUUGUAACAAAUAUGUUUAUAUCUCAAAUGUGUUUUUAGUCAAGCUUACUUUCUUAGCAAAUAAUACAAGUUGAGACCGUAGGUUAGAAUGAUAUGCUAAAUAGUGUCUUCCCUUCUCUGUUUGAAUCAAUAUUUUCAUUAUUUAUGAAUUUGGCCUCUACAUUGAUUUUUGGGAAAACAUGUACAGUGUUUUUUGGGGUUGCGGCGCCUAUCUCAGCUAGGAAUAAGCGGUAGAAAAUGAAUGUACAGUGUUAAAUUGAUAGGAAUAUGAGGUGCAUGACCACUUGUCCAGGGUGUACGCACCCUCUCGCCCGAUAGGCUCCAGCCACGGAUGGAUGGUUAAGUUGCUACUUGAAGUGACUCAUGCGUACCACGAAGAGGGCAAAAACAAUAGUUAGUUGAAUCCAUAUUGGGGAUUUUGAAAGCCAUUCUACAUGCUAACCCUUUCUAGAUUGGUAUGAUUGCUAUGGUUUGGAUAGCAUCC